UAUUACAAAAUAUAUAUUAAAAAGUGGAAUGUCCGUCAGUGAAAUAGUGUUUGAUUGCAAUAAAAAGCUUUACAUAUAAUUUAAAUCUACUUGGAAUUAUUCCAGAGAGAUUGAUACAAUUCUUAUUCCAAAAAUGUUGAGGCUAUUAAACUUAUCAAGAAAAUCCUCUUUAAGAAGUACGGCUUCGCAACAACACCUCGCUUAUCGUGUCCUUCAUUCAUCGACAAAUGUCAAAUCAAAUACUCUACAUUCGAAAAAAGAACUGGUGCAGGAUAAAUUGGAUAAAUUUAAAAAGGGCGAAAUUCUUUACGGAUUUAUUGUAGAUGAGGUAUCAAAGAUAGAUGAGCUAUUUCUCACUGCAGUGAGAUUAACACACCUGAGCACAGGUGCGCAAUAUCUGCAUUUGGACAGGGACGAUACUAACAAUGUAUUCUCCAUUGGAUUUCGUACGACUCCCAUGGAUUCCACUGGUUUACCUCACAUAUUGGAACAUACUACCCUGUGCGGUAGCGAGCGAUAUCCCUGCAGAGAUCCGUUCUUCAAAAUGCUGAGGAGAUCUCUGGCUACGUUCAUGAACGCUAUGACAGGGCCAGACUAUACCAUAUAUCCAUUUUCGACGCAAAACCUGAAGGACUAUCGCAAUCUACAAUCGGUCUAUUUGGAUUCUGUCUUCAAGCCAAAUCUGCGAGAGUUAGAUUUCCGACAGGAGGGUUGGAGACUGGAGCACACGGACGUCAACGACAAAAAUUCUCCCAUCAUAUUCAAAGGCGUGGUCUUUAAUGAAAUGAAGGGUGUUUUCAAUGACAAUCAAGCCAUUCUAGCGGAACGUCUGCUGAAUUCCAUUCUACCAAAUCAUACGUACUCGGUAAUUUCUGGCGGCGAUCCUCUCAUCAUACCUAAUCUGCAGUAUGUCGAUCUCCUCAAUUUCCAUAUGAAGUAUUAUCAUCCCUCCAAUUCGCGCUUCUAUUCAUACGGGAAUUUCCCGUUGGAAGAUCAUUUGAAGUUUAUCAACGACCGAUAUCUCUUUCUAUCUGACCGGAUAGAUGCUUCCAUGUCGGAAGUGCCACCGGAGAAGCGGUGGAACGAAGCUAGAAAGGAGCACAUUGCAUGCAGACCUGAUCCACUACUCGCAGAUCCUAGCAGACACGGCUCUAUUGCCAUAUCACAUUUGUGUAACGAUAUAACCGACAUACAGACGACCUUCGAGAUGUAUGUGCUGUCGCAACUGUUGCUCAGAGGCCCGAAUUCGGCAUUUUACAAAUCUCUAGUCGAAUCGGACAUAAGCACUGGCUUCGGUCCGGUCACGGGUUUCGAUUCGCAGUGUAAAGAUACAAUGUUCGUCGUAAGUCUGCAGGGUGUAAAGCCCGAAAGCUUCGAAAGUGUCGAGAGUAUCUUCGACAACACCGUGGAAAAAGUUAUCGACAAGGGAUUCGAGAAGGAUCACAUUGAAGCUGUUUUGCACGGCAUCGAACUUCAAGUCAAGCAUCAAACGUCAAAUUUCGGGCUAAAUCUGCUCUUUAAUCUGACAUCCUUGUGGAAUCACGACGGUGACUUGAUACAGUCAUUGAGAAUCAACGACGCGGUAAAAAAACUCACAUCGCGGAUGAGGGAAGAUCCCAAGUAUCUGCAAAGUUUGAUCAAAACUUAUCUCAGAGACAAUAAUCACAGAUUGACGUUGACUAUGUCGCCCGAUGAGAAUUACGAGCAGAAUAAAGCGCUCGCUGAGCAAGCAUUGCUGAAAAAGAAAGUGGAGGAGCUUUCCGCGGAAGAGGAGGAACUAAUUUACGUCAAUGGAAAAAUCUUGCUUGCUGAGCAACAGAAGAAAGAGAACGUCGAAGUCUUACCGACACUGAAGAUGGAAGAUUUGAGGGCCGACGUGGAGAGAUACAAUACGUCCAAUCUGGAGAUAUCCGGAGUGCCUCUUCAGCUGUCCGUACAGCCGACAAAUGGUAUCUCCUAUUAUCGAGGAAUACUCAACACGCAGGCGCUGCCGACCGAAUUGAAGCAACUGAUACCGCUCUUCAACUACAUUAUCGCUAAGAUGGGCACACAGAAUUACGAUUACAGAAGCUUCGAUCAGAUGAUGCAGCUGAAGACCGGCGGUCUGAAUUUCGCGAAUCACAUUGCUGAGAAUAAGGAAAGCGAAUUGAAGUACGAAGAAGGGAUUCUUGUAGAAUCGUAUUGCUUGGAUCGCAAUUUGAGAUACAUGUGGGAAUUAUGGACGGAAUUGUUCAAUAAUGUUAAACUGACCGAUCCUCAGCGAUUUGAGACGCUUGUAAAGAUGAACGCGGCUGACUUAAUCAACGGCAUCUCGCACGCCGGUCACAUGUACGCGAUGAGUAGCGCCGCUAGUCUGGUCUCUCCGAUAGCUCGGGCCAAAGAAAAUCUUUCUGGAUUGCAGUAUGUGGCGAGGAUGAAGAGAAUAGCUCAGAUACGCGAUCUGUCCUCUCUGAUACCCAACAUGCAGGAGAUAGCCGAACGCGUCUUGAAUAAGCAACACUUGCGGUCGUCCAUUAAUUUGUCUGAGGAACACAAGGACAAUGCUCUUGACCGUAUUCGUGCGUUUUAUGAAUCGCUAAAGGGUUCUCCGGAGAAUUCGUAUGUCAUCACCAGCGAUCAGAGCAAUGAAACGAGUGAAAGCGGUAAUCAUCAUGUACUGCCAUACACAGUGAAUUAUUGUUCCAAGGCCGUUCUGACAGUUCCUUAUAUGAAUCCGGACUAUGCCCCGUUACGUGUACUUUCCAAGUUAGUCACCUCGGUAUACCUGCAUCCGGAGAUUCGAGAGAAAGGCGGAGCUUACGGCGGAGGUGUGAAAUUGACGUCGGAGGGAAUCUUCUCCUUUUACUCUUACAGAGAUCCGAAUUCCACUCGUACCUUUGAUUUGUUUGACAAGACAUACGAUUUUUUAACCGAGUACUCGUUACCCCAAAGCGACAUAGACGAGGCAAAACUGGGAGUUUUCCAGCAAAUCGACGGUCCUAUUCCUCCCAGCAACCGUGGCAUGACUAAAUUUACCCACGGCAUCACAGACGAUGAUCUUCAAAGGCAGAGGGAACAGCUGAAGGCUGUAACUAAGGAUCAGCUUUUGCACGUGGCUGAAAAGUAUCUGAAACCAGGUCAAAAUGGUAUCAAAAUCGGUCGUUCACUUAUCGGACCUACGAAUGCCGAUAUUUCGAAUAGGCGCGCGGAAAAUUGGAUGGUAUUAAAUCAGGAAGAAGCAGACCAAGCAUGAGCCACUGAAUAAACAUCAAGACGUUAUUUUUGUUAUUUGGUAUACAUUUGACGUUAAGUAUUAGAACUUGAAAAGAGAUAGCACAUACGUUAAUAGUACAUAACAUUUGUUAAAUAAUUAUUGUAAUUUAUGCUAUAUUUUGUACAUUAAAAACGUAUCGUAUAGUAAAGAAAAUGAAAAAAAAAAAAAA
Formica exsecta is the source of this 3422-nucleotide messenger RNA. Its product is annotated as presequence protease, mitochondrial. Gene Ontology annotation, biological process: protein processing. Gene Ontology annotation, cellular component: mitochondrial matrix. NCBI's taxonomy places the organism in Eukaryota, Metazoa, Arthropoda, Insecta, Hymenoptera, Formicidae. The transcript has 2 exons. The record is from RefSeq and is a predicted model, not a curated record. Gene Ontology annotation, molecular function: metal ion binding. The coding region runs from base 134 to 3232 and encodes 1032 amino acids.